AUGCCCGAGGGAAUCGGGAGGCCUGAUCUGGUCGAUUGCGGAAACGAUAAUACCAGCGCUCACUUUGCUAUUUGCCAUGCAUUUUUUCGCUAUCGGAAACAACUGCGCUUUGGGUUCGAGGGGUUCCCAGGUUUAAGAGCGAGGAUUUCCUGCACAUUGCCCCCUUUGUGUCUGUGCGAGCCUCUCUCGCUCUCUCUGUCCGAACGGCUCCGGGGUCCGCCCCCCAGGAAUGGAGGUGAGCUGCUUCCUGUGCUAAGCAGCUAUGGGCCGUAUUACCGAAAAAAGUGUCAAAUCCUAACUGCUCUAAGUGGUAGCACCAGUCUGAAGGAGCUGCACGAAACUUCUUUUCACGGAUUUCUACUAGGGGCCUCCGAACGCGUCACGUCAGCAUCAAGGCCUCAGUUUCCCCGGCGACGAGGCACUCAAAGCCUUCGCGCGCGGAGGGGUCUCAGCAAGUGUCACUGGAGAAGUUUUUUAAAAAGAGAAGAGGCAUGUAGCGCGUCUGAAAGGCCAACUCGAGCGGCGUGCAUUGUGUGGGAAGUAGGACCAGCCGGCUGCAAAAUCUCUGCUCGAGCUGAGGCCUGGCGAGUACUUACACUACGUCCUGUGUGGGUUUUCAUGCCAUCCGAGGUACAACACGCUCUGAGGGUAGGGGCGCAGACAGCUGUCUACGCAUCCGGAGCUGCGGGAGAGGAGGGCCCCCUAAACAAAGGACUCCCUUCGGAUAAGGAGCUCAACUUGGUCGAUUUGGACUCGAACAAAUGGCUAGCAAGGCAGCUGCACGAAUAUGUCCAGGGCAAGGAGGCGGAGAAACGGCGGGAAGCUUAUCUGCUGCCGCGGAGGAAGCGACUUCCCCUGCAGAACUUCCACGAGGGAUCAACCGUGAUAGGCAAGGUCAUAUCCGUUUUCCCUUUUGGCUGUCGCGUUGACGUGGGGUGUCUGGACACCCUGGGGCUGCUGCACGUGAGGGAUAUGCACUUCGUGCCGGGGGCCCUUAAGGCGGGUGCCGCCUAUCUUCAGAGCGCAGGCAACAUUGUCUCCGAUGAGUUGGCGGCGUCCGAAACUGCAGCGGCUAGUUCCCAGACUUCCAGGCGGCCUUUGACCUCAUCUGACGCUACUGAGGGCUGGAUUGAGCAUGCAGAAGAUGUCGUCAAAGUAGGCGAUCUUCUGUCUUUGCGGAUAAAGUCCAUCGACAGAGAAAACCGUCGCAUGAGACUAACCACAGUCCCCGCAGACACUGGGGGCAAGGAUACGCCUCCACGGAAAUUGGUCGAGUCCUACUGGGUGGGGCAAGAGGUGGAGGGAAUUGUGCUGCGGCGGAUGGACUUUGGCAUUUUUCUGGAUAUUGGAGCCGAAGAGGACGCCUUUCUGCACGCGAACGAACUCAACAGGGCGCAUUGCACCGAAGACGUUCAGCAGCUCUUCCAGCGCUUCAGAAGUACUCGCUCAAGCUCAAGGAGAUCUGCUUCCCCAGCUGCUCCUCCUCAUCCCUCCCCCUCUGCCACUGGAGGGGCCGCAGAGGCAUUGGAUUGUCGCGCAGGCGACAAACUAACGGGUUUACGGGUGCUGGAUAUCGAUUCUGUCCGGGGCAGGAUCCAGCUGACUACUCGCUGCGAAGAAGAGCUGCGCCGACUCCAGCAGUGGAAAAGAAAGCACUUGGGAUUGCAGGAGGAAGCGCAUGAAGAGUCUGAGGAGGAAAAGUAUGCGAAGAUCCGCACGGCCCUAAAGUUGCUGGAGCGUCAGCGGAAGAAGCAGAGCGCGAUGAGCGGUAUGGGGCCUCGUACCUUUGGACACCUCACAUGCGCAGUCACCAUUUCGGGGCCUAGGGAAAAACCACGAACCCCCCCCAAGGGGUGGGUGGGCCGGCUAUUUCCUGAAUAUUCUGAGGAAGACAUUGAAGAGGCUUUGUCUCUCUUGGAGGCGGAAAGACGUCGUAAAGAGCUCCUGCUACUUCAAGAAGCGGAGCGCAAGGCUCGCAAACGGCAUCCCCGGUUCCUGCGUCGGUCCGCCGACGACCUAACAGCCAAAGAGGCCUGGCAGCUGCUGCGAAAGGAGGAGCCGGGGAUCGUAUCAGAGGAGACGCUCAGAGAAGACGCACGGAGACAUGCGAUCCGCGCAGGCCUCCUCACUGCACAAGUACCUGUCUUCGACGCAGACGGGCUGCCACGGCUGCAACAAGUGCCCCUAAAAGAUCUGAAGCCGUCGACCACGGUAGCCUCUUCCCCCUCAGCUUGUCCAGCAGCCCAUGCAGCAGCCGCUCUGGCCUCUACACCCGACGAAGGAAACGGGGAAUCACGCGCAGAGCCCGCAGCAACUGCCUCCUCGACUGUUCAGUCCGCUUCUCAAAAGGAGUGCUCGGAGAUGAUAGGGGAUACUGUUGAUGACUUGGAGAUUCCCUCUGAGAAGCUGCUUGAAGAACUGUCCGCCUAUGAGGCUAAGCAGUCGCCGAGCCGGUCGGAAGAGGGAGCUUCCGUCUUCCCAGGCAGUGACUCCCUGAAGGGCGAAGCCGAUGGGCAGGGCGGUGCCAUCGUCGGACAAAGAAGAGGCUUGGGAAGUAGCGACACCAAAGAUCCCAUAAAUGAUAUCACGGCCGCCGAGCUUGAAUCCUUCUUUGCGAAAACGGAGGCAGAUCUCCUUGCGUCUCUGAAGAAGGGCCGCAUGCGGAAGGAUAGUGUAUCGGCGGCUGCCCAGAGGGAGGAGGUGCAGGAGCUUAUUCGGAGGGAUCGUGAGGAGGCCCUUAAGGCUCUGGCAGGAGGGCGCAAGGAUGCUCCAGCGCACAGAGCAGAUGCUGGUGACUCCUUAACACCGUUGCUUGAUGACGAGCCGGAGACGCCCCUUGGGGAUGUUUCGCAGUCUGAGGUUCUUCAGACGCUCAAGGAAAGGCUCCAGGAAGAACCAGAACUAGAAAAGGAGCUAGAACGUUGUGGAGAGACACUGGAAGGGAUGGCCUCAAAAGUCCAGGCUAUUCUGCGUCACGUCACGGUGCCAUCCGCCGGCCCUUCUUUGCUCGGUCUACAGGAUGCGCCCAAUGACGAAGAGGACGGAGGUGAGGGGUUCGUAUCUCCUCUCUUUAAGCUGACAGAAGAUUCCCCAGAGCAUGCCAUUAACAUGAGCGAAGGAAUGCAGGGAGAAGAAGAAGACGCGAGCCGCAACUUCGCGGACUUGUUGACAGAUCUUAACUCUCAGCCUCACGGGCAUCUGCCCCGUUCAGCACCUCCAGGCAGACGGCGUCGCCACCCUAAGGUAGCGAGGACAGGUCCCCUGGCGUCUCACCAGAAAGAUGAAGGGAGGAAAUCUGCGAAUUCUUCAGACGACUGGCCGUCAGAUGGAGUUAUCCCCUGUCCUAGCGAGAAGGAAUCGGAUGCUUUUUCUUCUGGUUGCUCCCGCGAGGAGAAGGACGCCUCCGCAAGUGCGAAAGGAGGUUUCACAAGCAAGCGCAGCUCAGAUCCAAAGGCUGACGUUGUACAUGCCCGACGAUGGCCUUCCGAUGAACUCGCAGAUCGCUGUGAGGAGGCAUUAAGAGAUUCGUCCUCAGACGGCAACAGAGCUCCCCACGCACUGCCUCCGCGGUCGAAAGGGACCAACGCGAAUUUACAGGCGGCCCUCUCUCGCGCGCGUCGGGAGGCAGCAGCAGCUGCUGCAGCAGCAAGGAUGCGGCGCAGCUCAGGGUCUAAUGGUCAAAAAUGCAAGCUCAAGGUGACCAGCGAUGCGCUCAAUCACAAAGAUCCCUUGGAUGCUCGCCAGCCGUUACCAAGUCUGCUGUUACCCGCUAGCUCCUUGACCUCCCGAACUGAGACAGAGCCAGAUACAAGGGAUAACCGCGGCAGCAAUGCAGCGGAUGCACCAUCCAAACGGAAGCAUCGUGGUAACCCUGAUAUUGUGGUACUGCCUGCAGACAGGGGAACCGGGGGCUUCCAUUCCGAUGGACCUGCAAUGCGCCCGGUGCGCUCUUUAGCCGAGCUUCGCAAGCUACAAAGACAGCAAGCGUUACAGAACUCUGUGGAGCAGACUAAGGCGCAACACCCAAAGAAAAAUCCGAGGCAAGCACAAGCCCAGAAAAAUAAGCCCGCGCAAUCAUUUCAUCGGCAAAUCCUGGACGGGGUGCGCCGCCUCCACCAGACCGACGGAGGCUACGGAGAGGAUCUAGGUGCUGCAACGGGCGAGCGCUCCGGUGCAAAGAGAGCGGUGGGAUUAGCCCCGCGCUGGUUUAAACUUCAAUCGUUUGUCGACACUUUCGUUGCUGCUUUAGCAGAAGUACGCAUUCGAUUGUUAGCUUAUGGAGUAUGCAAAAGGUAUAUCUCGGGUACUGCUUGUAGUUUUGGUUUUCUAAGCAAUAAAGUUUCUGCGGAUGCCUUGAGUAACUGGAUGCACUCCGCCGCGCCCUGCUUGCGCCUAAGAGUCUAA
Molecule: messenger RNA, 4404 nt
Organism: Cyclospora cayetanensis
Lineage: Eukaryota; Apicomplexa; Conoidasida; Eucoccidiorida; Eimeriidae
Exons: 13
Coding region: 1-4404 (1467 amino acids)
Biological process (GO): translation
Molecular function (GO): structural constituent of ribosome; mRNA binding
Source: RefSeq, a predicted model, not a curated record